AUGGAACAAAAUGGACGCCUACCCUGGGAUAUGUCACUACUUCAGCUUCAACACGAACAUAUCACUCACGACUUAUGGGAAGGACGGGAACGAGUUCUUAGACCGAGAAGAGUUGGAGUUUGGAUACUAAACAACCAAGACAUACUUGAUCCCCGUGUCAUAAAUUUAAUUCAACGGACUGGAUUUGGACACGCCUUAUAUAUCCCAGACAUGGAUGUCAACCACUUCCUCAUCAGUUCUUUAUUAGAAAGGUGGAGAUCAGAAACUCACACAUUUCACUUCCCCCAUGGAGAGACUACUGUGACACUAGAGGAUGUAGCCAUCCUCCUUGGCCUACUGAUAGACGGAGAUGUGGUCACUGGUCCCACUACGGUUGAAGACAUAUUCGCCACCUUCCAUGAACAUCUAGGUGUCAUCCCACCAUCGACGCUUCCACCGAAUGCAAACAAUGAGGUUAUUGCUCAAUAUGCGAGAGCGUACAUUCUCACAUUGAUUGGAAGCAUUUUAAUGCUAGACACGUCUGUAGCUAGGGUACAUGUCAUGUAUCUACUUAGGUUAGCUGACUUGAAUGUAGUCAGGAAUUAUAGUUGGGGGUCUGCAAUUUUGGCCUGCCUAUAUCAUUGCCUAGAUCAUGGCAUUCACCUACGCCAAGAAAAUAUUGGUGGAUGCAUGAUCUUGUUACAAUGUUGGGCUUGGGAAAGGAUUACUUCUAUAGCCCCACAACUUCAACCUUUAAGUGAUCAGGAGGUGGCUGAUGGGGAUGGUUUCCCUGUCUGUAGAAGGAUAAAUCCAACUUCAAUUUCAGUUACUGAAUUUCGGUUGAUAUUUGAUCAACUACCUACAAGACAGUUCUUGUGGAGGCCUUACACUCGACAAGAAGUUAGUCGAUUGAUUGUGGUUGACAUCCCUCCGGUAUCCAGAGCAACAGUCCUAAUAAUUUGCUUCGCCACAGUAGAAAUCCAUCAAGCGGAUAGGGUGAUGCGUCAAUUUGGUUUAAGACAAAACAUUUCGCCUGAGCCGGUUAACCUGGAUCAAGUUCACAGGGAUGACUUGAGGGGGAGAAAUUACAAAGAUUGGUCAAGUUAUGGUGCUAGUCCAUCACAUAUGUUUGGCACCACAACCAUGACACCACUAUCUGCCUAUUAUCCAGGAUCUUCAUCAUCAAUGUCAUUCUAUCCUCCGCCAAUGCCUUCCCAAUCACCACAAAUUCCGCAAAAUGUCCAAAGUCAUCAAGAUGAAGAUGAUGAUGAUGAACCACAAUAA
Molecule: messenger RNA, 1263 nt
Organism: Vigna unguiculata (cowpea)
Lineage: Eukaryota; Viridiplantae; Streptophyta; Magnoliopsida; Fabales; Fabaceae
Source: RefSeq, a predicted model, not a curated record